GAGAGCAGCGAAGGGAGAGAGAGAGAGAGAGAGAGAGAGAGAGAGAGAGAGAGAGAGACCAGCCCACUCCGGUAAAACCAUUCAACUGGUGAACGAGGGAACGCAUUCAAGACACAGAGAGAGAGAGAGAGAGAGAGAGAGAGAGAGCAAAAGAGGUGGACUGUGAGCUGAGCUGAACUUUGCAGCGUCCAAACUUCUGAGGAGGAGAGCGAGAGACAGUCGGAGCGAGAGGAGGCAGAGAGGAAACAGACUCUGUCUUCAUCCAGGACUGAAUUUUUCUUCACAAACACUUUUUAGCCAAAACUCGACUUUUCUUCAUCUUUUUUCGUGUCUGCAUCCGGCGGCAGCAUCACCAAAAAUCCAGCCCGGCAGCCAAUCAGGCGUCUUCUGUCAUCAUGUCUGUCUUACCUCUGCUCAGCUGGAUCGUCCUGCUGCUGCUGGUCCAGAGCUGCAGCUCGUCUUCGGACCCGGCGUCCAAACUCCAGCCUCCGCCGCUCUCUCUGAGCGUCCACCCUCAUCAGCAGCAGCUCCCGCUGGACGCCGCCUCCAGCUCCCACUGCCCCUCCUGCGCCCUGGCCAGGAUGCGCAGAAGCGAAGGGGGUACGACGGCGGCUGCGGCGGACGACAUGGCGGGACACGACAGAGAGGAGGAGGAGGCGGCUCAGCAGGACGUGGUGGAGGCGGUGAAGAGACACAUCCUCAACAUGCUGCACCUCCAGGCCCGGCCUAACAUCACCCGGCCUGUGCCGCGCGCCGCGCUCCUCAACGCCCUGCGCAAGCUCCACGUGGGGCGGGUGGCGGAGGACGGCAGCGUGCAGAUCGAGGGGGAGGAGGAGGCGCGUGGAGGGCGGGGAGGAGGAGGAGGAGGAGGGGGAGGAGCAGCGACGGCAGCACGGAUGGAAGACAGCAGCGACGCGCAGGAGACGACGGAGAUCAUCACCUUCGCCGAGGCUGGUGAGUCUCAGGGCCUGGUGAACUUCGUCCUCUCUAAAGAAGGUGGUGAUCUGUCUCUGGUGGAGCAGGCCAACGUCUGGCUCUUCCUCCGUUUGGCGAAGACCAACCGCAGCCGAGCCAAGGUCACCAUCCGUCUUUUCCAGCAGCGCCGGCUCCCCAGCGGAAGUGCGUCUCUGCCGGAGGACGACAUCCUCCUGGCGGAGAAAACGGUGGACACCCGUCGCAGCGGCUGGCACACCUUCCCCGUGUCGGCGGCGGUCCAGAUGCUGCUGGAGAGCCGAGAGAGCACGACGCUGAGCCUCCGGGUGUCCUGCCCGCUCUGCGCCGACGCCGGCGCCACACUCGUCCUCGUCUCCGGCGGCUCAGAGACGUCGCAGCGCGCCAACCAACGGGAACAAUCCCACCGGCCCUUCCUCAUGGCGGUGGUCCGGCAGGGGGACGGCAGCGACACGCGGCGGCGGAGGAAGCGCGGGCUGGAGUGUGACGGGAAAGUCCGCGUCUGCUGCAAACGACAGUUCUACGUCAACUUCAAAGACAUCGGCUGGAACGAUUGGAUAAUCGCGCCACCUGGUUACCACGCCAACUACUGCGAGGGCGAGUGCCCCUCCCACGUGGCGAGCAUCACCGGGUCCACGUUGUCCUUCCACUCCACCGUCAUCAGCCAUUACCGCAUGAGGGGCUACAGCCCCUUCCAGAACCUGCGGUCGUGCUGCGUGCCCACCCGGCUACGCGCCAUGUCCAUGCUCUACUACAACGAGGAGCAAAAGAUCAUCAAGAAGGACAUCCAGAACAUGAUCGUGGAGGAGUGCGGCUGCUCGUAAAGAUACAAAACCUGAACCGGAUCAGUCCGGACCGAACUGGACUGGACAGGACGGGGGGGAGCGGGAGGACGUCUGAUCCCAGACAGAGAGAGAGAGAGAGAGAGGAGGAGGAGAUGGAGGGAGGAGAGGAAGAUGAACAGGUGACUUUUAUGAUCCUCAUCACGUUUCGUUCUUCUUCACCUCCUCCCUUCCCUGCGUCGCUCUCUGGGAACAAAAAAAAAAAACUCUUCUCCGUCCUCGUCCAGCUGAACUCAGAGAGAGUCUUGAUGGCACUUUCAGAAAAAAAAAGAAAAGAAAAAAAGAUAGAAAAAAAAGAAUAUCUAAUAUAUUUUUGUUACAAACGGAGGGAGCGAGGCUUAUUUAUGUGGCUGAGACGUUCAAGCACCACUCGACCAGUCAGACCUUGGAGAGACGAGGUGCCUGAAAAAACUACGAAAAAAAAAAAAUCUCAAAACUAUGCAACUUGUUUCACGUAUUAUGAUCUUAUUGUAUUUUACUUUGUUUUUUCGUUUGUUUGUUUCCCAACUGUUUACUUUUUUCAAAAUGUACGAGGAA
This is a messenger RNA of Thunnus maccoyii (southern bluefin tuna), 2330 nucleotides long. RefSeq names its product inhibin subunit beta Aa (gene inhbaa). Gene Ontology annotation, cellular component: extracellular region. The record is from RefSeq and is a predicted model, not a curated record. Gene Ontology annotation, biological process: BMP signaling pathway; SMAD protein signal transduction. NCBI's taxonomy places the organism in Eukaryota, Metazoa, Chordata, Actinopteri, Scombriformes, Scombridae. The transcript is spliced from 3 exons. Gene Ontology annotation, molecular function: cytokine activity; growth factor activity. Bases 396 to 1775 code for a protein of 459 amino acids.